CCAUCCUUAUGUGUUUACACAAAAUGGCUGAUGAUUUGGAGAGACGACCUAAACAGCGAAAGACAUACGCGUCUAGCACAAAUUCUUCAUUUUGGAUGGGUCAGUGACUCCCAGAAGAACCUAAACCAAAACCUGACGUUCAACAAGGACUUCAGAGUUAGCUAAACAUUUUAAGAUUCCUGAUCCUCCCUCCCUCCAGCAUCAAUGAGCCGCAAUUCCUCUCAGCUCCAUACGUCAGACUCAGCUGUGCUCGGAGCCUUUGGAGUUUUGCGUCAAGAAGAUGGUAAAACGGUUAAGAAAAAAGGGCGACCUCCAAAAGAUCAUAAUUUAUUGAAUGCAGGAAGUAUAGGAUCUAGUCAUACAGUUUCAGGUAACAGUUCUUCAAAAACUGUUGCUUUUAUCCUUAAACAGAAUGACCCUAAGGAUUCUACAAAAGGUCUUCAUCAAAGUCAAAAGAAGAAAAGUAAACAAGAACAUGCAUCACAAUCUUCCAAUGUAAUGAAUCAGUUUGUGAAGUCAUCCAAUAACAGUCCCUUGGGUCAUGUUGGAUCUCCUUCAAUUGUUGUCUCCCCUGCCAUGUCCCCCUCAAGCAUCAGAGGUGUCUCCCCUUUGGGGAAGGAACACAAUCACCCUGCUACCACCAAGAGCUCCUCUCUGAGCCGUGACCUCUCACCCUCGCGGAUAACUGCCCAGAUGGUGAAGGUCAUGGCGGAGACAGCCCCGACAGCAUCAACAACCCCAAACCUGCUGCGCUCAGCUCUACAAGGUAACAUGCCAGACCCCAUGGGGAUAUUAAGCUCUUCAAAAACAGAAGGGGGCCUGGUUUCCAUAACAACCUCCACUGGUGGGUCUAUCUCAACUUUUAACCCCAGUCGAAGAUCCCCUGCCAAUGUGAGUAACUUUAACCAGAGUUCAAACAGUGUAUCUGGCUCUUCACACAAGUUUAGUAAAAUACUGACCUCUAUGGCCGGGGCAGGGGGCUACUUGGGCCAGCAAAGUCUAGACCCGGGUGAAGCCAAACUUAGCUGCUCGCCUAUAAGUAAUACUUUAUCUAAAGUAGAAAACCUGUUGGCCUCGUCGGAUGGGACUAUACAGACUGUGAAUGUAAAUCAUGUUCCAAAGCUGACAAACCCAGGAACGACCAACAUGGGAUCUGCAUCUGGAACCAGCUCCCUGUCCUCGUCGCCUAGGCCCUCCCCCCGCAGUGCCAUGGAAGUUGCCCAGCAGAUUAAAAUGGAGGCUAAUGGUCAGAAGUCCAGCGCCCAGUUGGCAGCCCUGCGUCCAGGUAUGCAGCAGCAGCUGAGGACCCAGAUCCAGAGCUCUCGUAGUAUAGAUGCUCAACUUGCACCCAAGCAAGCUCAGCUGCCCAUUCACAAACCAUCUACAAAGGAUGUUGAGCAAAAGACUUCAAUGGAUGUGUCUAUGCCAUUAUUGGCAGCAAAGCUUGCACCAGCUGUGGUACCAUCAGUUGUCAAGGUAACACCAUCUUCUGCUACACCAUUCAAUCAGCAGACGGCCGGCAACCUACUUACAUCCCUCUCUGCUGCGGUCACAUCGUCAGCCUCAACAUCACCUGCGCCCUCGCUCUCCAGGAAACCUGCUCAAUUUAGUACUUCCCCAAAAUCUUCUUCCACUGAACUCAAACGUUAUCAGCAACAAACUUCUAGCCAGAAGCUUGGAUCACAGCAUGCCAACACCAGCUUUGGCCAGAGCAAUCAAGAGUCAACAACAUCUUCUGACCACGCUUGGCUGCUCCACCAACAGCACCCACAGCUAGCAGAUUCUCUUUCCUCUGGGUUAAGUCAGGGAAUGGGGAAUAUGUUAACAGAGCUGGAGAAACAGCAGACGCUAGAGAGGCUUCUGCAGGCCAGUAUCUGCGGUUCAUUGAAUGAAAGGACAGCCCAGACAGAGACUUCAGAAGCAGCUGAAGCUCAUGCCCAGACACUAGUCAAGCACUUGACUUCCCCACAUGCUCAGCAGAGACCCAAUGCUGCUCCGCACACAACAUCAAACCAAGGUAACGUUAACAAAAUGGCUCAGGAUAUUAUUAACCAAACGACUAUGGGUGGAGGGUGUUUAAAAUUUGUCCAGAACCACCAUUCUAGUAUCACGGCACCAACAACUCACCAGAAUAUAUCCAAGUAUAGACUUGGAGAUUCUAAGCAAACAGCAAUUGAUGUAGACAUGGAUAUAGGCCAGCUUGCUUCUAUAACAAGCGAUGCCUCCGCUCCCAAGGCAGAGGUGACAGUUAGUAGCGCUGGAGCAGAUGUAAGACGCACCCACCACACAGCAUUAAGCCAGCAGUUGUUCAACACAUCAGCUUCUCCUACCACUUCAGCAAACUCGGCUAAAUCUAAAGACUCGCCAGCAUUUUUGCCAGUUAAAUCCACUUCAUCUUUUUCGUUUCAUUCAUCGCCCACCUCCUCCCUUGCACAGAUCCCUAAACCGAUUAUGCAUCCCACGUCGUCGCCAUCUCUUUCAUCCGCAAGAACAGCUCUUCCGCCCCCUCCUGACUACACCCCGCCUCCACCGUAUCCGGUAAAGCUGGCCCAGCAGUUUCAUCAAGGGGAUCACCACCAACAGCCUGUUCCCAGCAAAACAGGCCAGGCAGCCAAGCAUACAAUUCAAAACCCUUUCACAUUCCCAACUUCGGGAAUAAAAGUAAUCGCAGACCACAACGCGCAGGGUAUACUUUCCUAUAAGCUGGCGACAGACCAUAAACAUAGUGGCAGCAACACAGAGAAUAUACCAAGCAAUACACAGGGGCUGUUGGGCAACUUUAGAGAACCAAUGCCUUCUGUGGCUGGCAAGUCCCAAAUGGAUAUCUCUAGUAUCAAACCAAAGGCAGGGCCACCGCACCCAACAGAUGGGUCCAAGUUGUGUUCAGAUUCACUGGAAGCUAAUACAAACUUUCAGAGCAUCAACCAUAUAAAUGAAGAGGAGAGAAAAUCAAAGCUGCAACCAUUUAACCAAAGAAUUUCCAACCUGUCAUGUUUUCCUGUGAUGAACUCCAGCUACAGAGCAGCCUAUAGGUCCCAUGUUAUGGCUGUACAGAGAGCUAGGUCUGGAGUGACAACAAGCACAACAAAAUCUCUCGACAUACUCAGACAAAACUUGCAGCACAGCAUUAACAAGGAGUUGACUGAAAUCAUUAAAAAAUAUGCUGAUAAGUACUUUCAACCGGCUUUAGACAAUAUAAAACAAAACAAUAAUGAGCCCUUCCUUGGAGAUGAGCAUAUCAAUUAUGUGUGUAGGCAGAUACUAGAAGAGGCAAAAUCUGAAUUUAUAAGUGAUACAGAGCGGCGUAGUGUGACACCUUCUGAUAUACCUGAUAAUGUUUCUGAAUCUGGUAGUCUUGGUGGUCGAAAGAUGCAUAAUUUUAUCAAACGAAGUCGCAUAUCAGACAGUGACUCAGAAAAGGGAAGUGAUCCAGGUGGCUUUAAAAGAAAAAUUGCAAAAAAGAAAGGCAAGCCAAUAUAUCAUGGUGGAUCUGGGAGAGUGACACCUUCAAAACCAUAUAAAACAGGGGAAACUGUUAAACGAGAGGGGCCCAAGUGGGAUCCAGAAAGAAUGAAACCAGACACACUUUUUGUGAUGGGGGCUAGAGCUAACAAGGCACUUGGGUUAGGUAACACAAGAGGAAGAUUGUAUAUUCGACAUCCAGACAUAUUUAAGUAUAUUGGUGACCAAGAGGAUAAGCUCUGGCUGUUUGAACACAAUUUGAUGCCAGCCACAGGAGGUAAAGCCUACAUGUUACUGCUGGAAGACAUUGAAGACUUGAGCAGAUCAGAUGAGUACAAAGACAGCCCUGGGCUGUUGAUGCAUGAGUGUGUUGGUUUCACUGCACCAGAAUGGAUGCUGGUGAAGAUGAAGGAGCAGAUGAAUGCUCUACGAUCAGAUUCAAACAAAAGGAGUCUCUCACACUCUCCAGUCAGUGAAAUGGGUGAACCAAGGCCUAAAAUUCUUCCAUUCUCAGCCUUUUCUGAUACUAAUAUUAAAGAGGAAACUAUAGUUUCGCCAGCUGACACAGAGGACAUGGAGUUUUUAUCUACAGCUGAGAACGAGGAUAAUCAGCGAUCCUCUGGCAUCUCACCUUUCACUGUUACUGCUGGCUUUGAUGAAGGUGUUUCCCCAUCACCUUCAGAUCUGGACCCCAUAGAAGACACUGCACCAGUUUCUAGCUUGUUCACAUAGUAUGUUAACAUGUUAAUUCCCUCCCUUUAAUUAAGCUACACCAUUGUUUUGCAAGCUUUAUGUUGCAUAUAUUAUGCAUAUUCCUAGAUUGUUAUUCAAAUCAUAAUUCAUACUGAUUAAUUUGUUUCAUGUUUUAUUCAGCUUCAUCUUUUUUAUAACUGCUACAGUCUGAUAAGGAUUUUAACAUAAGAUUGUUUUUGUGAUGUCAUUGACUUAUGCUCAAAAAUUAAAAU
Molecule: messenger RNA, 4427 nt
Organism: Physella acuta
Lineage: Eukaryota; Metazoa; Mollusca; Gastropoda; Physidae
Product: mucin-2
Cellular component (GO): nucleus
Molecular function (GO): DNA binding; nucleosome binding
Source: RefSeq, a predicted model, not a curated record